Messenger RNA from Amborella trichopoda, 1252 nucleotides. The record is from RefSeq and is a predicted model, not a curated record. Lineage: Eukaryota; Viridiplantae; Streptophyta; Magnoliopsida; Amborellales; Amborellaceae.
GAGAGAUGCCUCAACCAUCAGUAAUCCUCGCCACUGCAGGCUAUGAUCACACCAUUAGGUUUUGGGAGGCCAAAAGCGGAAGAUGCUAUCGAACGCUUCAGUACCCUGAUUCUCAAGUGAACCGCCUUGAAAUAACUCCUGAUAAGCAGUACCUUGCAGCAGCUGGAAAUCCUCAUAUUCGAUUAUUUGAAGUCAAUUCAAAUAGCUCUCAGCCAGUGAUCAGCUAUGAUUCACACACUAACAAUGUCAUGGCAGUGGGGUUUCAAUGUGAUGGCAAUUGGAUGUAUUCAGGUUCAGAGGAUGGCACUGUAAAGAUAUGGGAUUUGAGGGCUCCGGGAUGCCAAAGGGAAUAUGAAAGUCGGGCUGCUGUUAACACUGUUGUUUUACAUCCUAAUCAGACAGAAUUAAUAUCUGGAGAUCAAAAUGGAAAUAUACGUGUUUGGGAUUUGACGGCAAAUUCAUGCAGCUGUGAAUUGGUUCCAGAGGUAGAUACUGCUGUUAGGUCUCUGACGGUGAUGUGGGAUGGGAGUCUGGUUGUUGCUGCAAAUAAUCAUGGCACAUGUUAUGUCUGGAGGUUGUUACGUGGAACACAGACAAUGACCAACUUUGAGCCAUUACAUAAGCUUCAGGCGCAUAAUGGAUACAUCCUUAAGUGUCUUCUAACUCCAGAGUUUUGUGAAAAUCACAGGUAUUUGGCCACAACAUCUUCUGACCACACUGUGAAGAUCUGGAAUGUUGAUGGUUUCACUUUGGAGCAAACAUUAACUGGUCAUCAGCGUUGGGUAUGGGAUUGUGUCUUUUCUGUUGAUGGCGCCUAUUUGAUUACAGCUUCUUCUGAUACAACUGCAAAAUUGUGGGACAUGUCCAAUGGGGAAGCUAUGCAAACUUAUCAGGGUCAUCACAAAGCAACAGUGUGCUGCGCUCUUCAUGAUGGAGCUGAAUCUUCUCCAUCCUAAAGGCCUCUCUCUCUCUCUCUGAAGACAUUUUCCCGACUACUUAACAGGAACUCUUACCAAUCAAAUGAUGUGUUGUGUAUAUGCAAACUGUAGUCUUGAGCAGCCAUGGUGGGUCAUUUAAAAGAAGUCAUUUUUCUUUGGGAACGGAAGAAAAGGUGGUGCAUUUGUGGUUGGUGUCAAGGGCAUUUUAGUGGAGUCUCAUGGGAAUAUAUGUGGUGGGGUUACAGUAAAUAGGUUCCCUAGUGUGCCGACGGACCAAGUAAAUGACCCUUAAUAAAAAUGGCGCCAUUCUUAAA